Messenger RNA from Sceloporus undulatus (fence lizard), 3434 nucleotides. RefSeq names its product protein DDI1 homolog 2. NCBI's taxonomy places the organism in Eukaryota, Metazoa, Chordata, Lepidosauria, Squamata, Phrynosomatidae. The record is from RefSeq and is a predicted model, not a curated record. Bases 133 to 3120 code for a protein of 995 amino acids. Gene Ontology annotation, biological process: proteolysis. The transcript is spliced from 9 exons. Gene Ontology annotation, molecular function: aspartic-type endopeptidase activity; protein binding.
GACAGCGUCGGCGGAGGAGGGCCUGGUGCCGUAAAGGGCGCCGCUUUCCGGCCGCGGCUGGCUGCCUCUGUGCCUCUCUCCCUCUCUCGCUGGCUGCCAGGCUGCCUGCCUGCCUGCCUGCCUUCGGGGGCGAUGCUGCUGACGGUCUUCUGCCUGCGGCUCGACCGCUCGGAGCUGACCUUCUCCCUGCAGGUGGACGCCGACUUCGAGCUGCAGAACUUCCGCGCCCUCUGCGAGCUGGAGUCCGGGAUCCCCGCCGCCCAGAGCCAGAUUGUCUAUGCGGAGCGGCCCCUGACGGACAACCACCGGUCGCUGGCAUCUUACGGCUUGAAAGAUGGGGACGUGGUGAUACUGCAGCAGGUGGAGAAUGCCGAGACACGGCCGCCAGCCCCUUUUCCUGGUUUGCCCAGGAUAGACUUCAGCAGCAUCGCAGUGCCAGGAAGUUCUUCUGCCCCUCCGACCCAGCUGCCCCCACAGCCCCCGGCCACCCCGCGCCCCCGGCCUUCUCCUCCGGAGCUCCCUUCCACUCCUCAGGGCCUGGACAACCCGGCGCUCUUGCGGGACAUGUUGCUGGCCAACCCCCACGAGCUCUCCCUCCUGAAAGAGCGCAACCCGCCCUUGGCAGAGGCUCUGCUCAGCGGAGACUUGGAGAAAUUCACCCGGGUGCUGGUGGAGCAGCAGCAGGACCGAGCCCGUCGGGAGCAGGAGAGAAUACGCCUCUUCUCUGCUGACCCUUUUGAUCUGGAAGCUCAGGCCAAAAUCGAGGAGGACAUCAGGCAGCAGAACAUUGAGGAGAAUAUGACCAUUGCCAUGGAGGAGGCCCCGGAGAGCUUUGGCCAGGUGGUGAUGCUCUACAUCAACUGCAAGGUCAACGGUCAUCCCGUCAAGGCAUUCGUGGACUCAGGAGCACAGAUGACCAUCAUGAGCCAAGCGUGUGCGGAAAGGUGCAACAUCAUGCGGCUGGUAGACCGGCGGUGGGCAGGCAUUGCCAAAGGAGUGGGCACCCAGAAGAUCAUUGGCAGGGUGCACCUGGCUCAGGUUCAGAUUGAAGGGGACUUCCUGCCAUGCUCCUUCUCUAUCCUGGAGGAACAGCCCAUGGACAUGCUUCUCGGGCUAGAUAUGCUCAAGAGGCACCAGUGCUCUAUAGAUCUCAAGAAGAACGUGCUGGUGAUCGGCACCACGGGCUCCCAGACGACCUUCCUGCCUGAGGGGGAGCUCCCUGAGUGUGCCAGGCUGGCCUAUGGGGCAGGGAGGGAGGACGUGCGGCCCGAAGAAAUCGCAGACCAGGAGCUGGCAGAAGCCCUGCAGAAGUCUGCAGAUGAAGCAGAGAAUAGUGACCAAGAAACUACCUCACUAGAAACGCCAUCGUUACCAACGCCAGAUGGAUUCAAACGUCCCGUCCGUUAUCCAGAGAUUGGUCCAAAGACCAAUAACCCUAGAAGCCGAAUACUUGACCGUUCAACCUCUGCUCCUUCAGUUUGCUCUCGCAGGAGCAGUCAGGCUAAGACUGUUAAUCGUAGAGCUGUAAAGUCUGAGGAUUCUCUUCCUGACUCUUCAGGAACGCUGGAAAAUGGAGAUCUGCCUCUGCCAGUGGUUUCUGAUCCCGUUGCUUCUGCCAAUGUCGGUGCUGCUCCAGCUGGGAAAAGUGGAAGAGAGUCCUCCCGCAGUCCAACUAUUCCUUCACAGACCGCCUCUGAAAAGCCGGCUGCUUGCUUCGGUCUACAAAAACCAAAUUCUCAAGAGGAGCUUCUUACUUUGGAGCCUCCCGUUGAAGGAGGAGGAAGCAGCGUAUCUAACAGACAGACAAAAGAACUGGUUGGACCCUUCCUUCUGGAGCAUGCGGAAGGGGAUCCAGUGCAUGAGCUUCACUUAGAUCUCAAGACGUGUGGAAAACCUGGAAACAAAGAACUGUUUCAGAAGGAACAGAAUGAGCCCAAAGCUGAAGAACGUCUGAGCCCAGAGGCCGCUUCCCCGUUGCGUCCGAAUGCAGAGCCAAGCCUUGGUGAUGCCCUUUCUGAGGGAAGAGGCGGCCCGGAGGAAGGAGCGAUGGGGCUUUCCUGGCAGGAGGAAAGGAGGCCAGGACAUGCUGCGUACCCGUGCCCUGGGAGUGAAACCUCCAUGGAAGUGGAUGCUGCAGAGGAGUUUCUUGUUGCUGCCAGUGACCCUUCAGAGAAGCCAAAUGUCUCAUCCAUGGAUACCGACUCACAGGGCUCCAUAAUGGAGGUGGAGCUCUCAAAGCGUGACUCUCCUUCACCUCCUGGGAGUGAUCUGAUGCCAUCUGGAAGUACAGGCUUUGAAUCGGCUGUAGUCAGCCUUUCGGUGGCGUCGUCGUCUGUGUCUGGAGGCCAGCUGAGCGACCCGGGGGAAGAGCCAUGCCUCUCCCUCACCUCUGCCUUGAAAGAGCUCCACCAGCUCCUGGUUGUCAGUUCCAAACAGGAGAUGGCCAUUUCUCCGCUGGCACCUGUUCCAGAAGCGCAAGCUGCCGAGAAUGAGGUUUCUCCAGAGGAACGUGAAUGCACCCAUCCAGAUAGCCAGGACGCAGGACUCUCCUUUCCUGAACGUGUGAGCGUUGAGGCAUUGGCAGGGAUGCAAACAUUCGCAGCUGGAGCGGAGAGCAUUGACGUGCGGGAGAUCCACCGGUCAGCUGUGAGCUGUGAGCGGGAGGCAUUGGUUGUUCAAGAGUCUUCAGCGUUUUUGAGGUCCUCGACCACUCUGGAGCAGCGCUGGAGGAGCGAAUGCUGCCCAUCCUCCUCUGACCAGGUUCUUGCUCCUGGAGCUUCAGGAGAGAGCCAGCCUCCUCCCUGCAGCCUCUCAGACCCACAGGAUGCGCCUCAGAGCACCCAGCACUCUCUCCCAGAAGACACGGGAGCACCCAGCAUCCCCUGCGCCGCUCUCCAGAGCCCUCCGGACCCAGCGGCUGAGCUGUUGCCAUCUCCAUCAGUUGCCUCCCCCAGUCCAGCGGCUCCUCGGCUCCCCGUUUUCCCUGCUGCAGACAUCGAUCAGCUUGUGGGCGCUGGCUUCACAGCCCAGGAAGCCGGAGAGGCCUUGGAGCGCGCGGGUGGAAACGCAGACCUGGCCCUCCUCAUUCUGCUCGCCAAGAAUAUUGUCGUCCCAACAUAAGCGCCAGAAGGCAUCUCCCCAACUGCUGGUCUCUACUUCCUUCAGACAAACAAAAAAGGUCCCUUGGCUGCCUAGAGGCUCCUUGCUUUGGAUGAAUGAGCCGUACUCUUCUUUUUUAUUUUUAGGAAGGGCGGGGAAAGGAAAACAGAUCCUUUAUUUUCAACCAAAGUCCCCUCUGUUUUCCCUUGUUGAAUUUAGGCCUUUUUAAAGACGCAAAAUACUGGUAAUUGUGUCAACUCACUAGCUUUUAUUAUGAUGAUGACGAUGAUUAUUAAGGCGAUGUAUAGUGGAAUAAAGAGUCUUUAUUUAAAUGC